Messenger RNA from Aspergillus fumigatus Af293, 1341 nucleotides. Its product is annotated as putative AP-1 adaptor complex subunit mu. NCBI's taxonomy places the organism in Eukaryota, Fungi, Ascomycota, Eurotiomycetes, Eurotiales, Aspergillaceae. Gene Ontology annotation, molecular function: clathrin-cargo adaptor activity. Gene Ontology annotation, biological process: vesicle-mediated transport; intracellular protein transport. The record is from RefSeq and is a predicted model, not a curated record. Gene Ontology annotation, cellular component: clathrin adaptor complex; clathrin-coated vesicle.
AUGGCGUCCGCCGUAUUCUUCUUGGACCUAAAGGGCAAGACCCUUUUAGCCCGCAACUACCGUGGAGACAUUCCCAUGUCCGCAGUCGAGAAGUUCCCCAUACUCCUUAGCGAAGCCGAAGAAGAAAGCUCCGCCGUCCCUCCAUGUUUCUCCCAUGAAGGAAUCAAUUAUCUCUACAUCCGUCACAGCAAUCUCUACAUCCUCGCCCUAACCAAGAGAAAUACCAAUGCCACCGAGAUCCUCCUCUUUCUCCACAAGAUUGUGGAAGUCUUUACAGAAUAUUUUAAGGUCCUGGAGGAAGAGAGUAUUCGCGACAACUUCGUCAUCAUUUACGAGCUGCUGGACGAGAUGAUGGACUUUGGCUACCCGCAGACAACAGAGAGCAAGAUCCUGCAAGAAUAUAUAACACAAGAGUCACACAAGCUUGAGAUUCAAGCCCGACCGCCUAUUGCCGUCACAAAUGCCGUCUCCUGGCGAAGCGAGGGCAUUCGCUAUCGCAAGAACGAAGUUUUCCUUGAUGUUGUUGAAUCUCUCAAUCUCCUGGUAUCGGCGUCCGGAAACGUAUUGCGCUCGGAGAUCCUGGGUGCUAUCAAAAUGAAGUGUUACCUGAGCGGUAUGCCAGAGCUGCGGUUAGGUCUCAACGACAAGGUUAUGUUCGAAACGACUGGCCGCGCUACACGAGGAAAGGCGGUCGAAAUGGAGGAUGUCAAAUUCCAUCAGUGUGUCCGACUUUCCAGAUUUGAGAACGACCGGACUAUUAGCUUUAUUCCGCCGGAUGGGGAGUUCGAGCUUAUGAGCUACCGUCUCAACACGCAGGUCAAGCCUCUAAUCUGGGUAGAGUGCCUGGUUGAAUCACAUUCGGGCUCCCGAAUUGAAUAUAUGUUGAAGGCCAAAGCACAAUUCAAGCGUCGCAGCACUGCAAACAAUGUAGAAAUUCUCGUCCCCGUCCCAGAGGACGCAGACUCUCCCCGGUUCCGCACCAACAUCGGAAGCGUCCAUUACGCGCCCGAAAAAUCAGCGAUCAUCUGGAAGAUCAAGCAAUUCGGUGGAGGGAAGGAGUUCCUCAUGCGCGCCGAACUCGGCCUGCCAUCUGUCAAGGGCGACGACGAGCACGGCGGAGGCAUGACCGGAGGCUUCGGAGGCAGCAUGGGCGGCACCGGGCAAGGUAAAGCCAAGCGGCCCAUCAACGUCAAGUUCGAAAUUCCCUAUUUCACCACUAGUGGUAUCCAAGUGCGGUACCUGAAGAUCACAGAGCCCAAGUUGCAAUACCCCUCCCUUCCUUGGGUUCGAUACAUUACGCAGUCUGGCGAUAUCGCUGUCCGUAUGCCCGAUGUUCAAUGA